CUGCGCACCGCUCCGAGCCCGGCGGACUACUUUCCUCAAGCUGUGGCGGCAGAUUACCGACAACAUGGAAAGGAUCCAGCAGGAGAAACCAGACAGCUGUGUGAGAGACCCGUCUAAGAAAGCUGGAAUCAGUUUUAAAGAUGAAAAGAACUCCUCUGACACUGACAGGAUCAAUCAGGAGAGACCAGACUCCCCUGAACCCAGCUGUGUGUCCAUGAAGAGUGACCGGUCUAUGCAUCGUCGUGUUAAUUUCAAAGAUGGACACCACUCCACUGAACAGAGGAUCAAUCAGGAGAGCCUAGACUCCCCUGAACCCAGCUGUGUGUCCAUGAAGAGUGACUGGUCUAUGGAUCUUCCUCUUGAGUUCAAAGAUGGACACCACUCUACUGAACAGAGGAUCAAUCAGGAGAGACCAGACUCCCCUGUACCCAGCUGUGUGUCCAUGAAGAGUGACUGGUCUAUGCAUUGUCCUAUUGCUUUCAAAGAUGGACACCACUCCACUGAACAGAGGAUCAGUCAGGAGAGACCAGACUCCCCUGAACCCAGCUGUGUGUCCAUGAAGAGUGACCAGUCUAUGGAUCAUCCUAUUGAUUUCAAAGAUGGACAACACUCUACUGAACAGAGGAUCAAUCAGGAGAGAUCAGACUCCCCUGAACCCAGCUGUGUGUCCAUGAAGAGUGACCGGUCUAUGAAUGAUCCUAUUCAGUUCAAAGAUGGACACCACUCCACUGAACAGAGGAUCAAUCAGGAGAGACCAGACUCCCCUGAACCCAGCUGUGUGUCCAUGAAGAGUGACCGGUCUAUGGAUCAACCUAUUCAGUUCAAAGAUGGACACCACUCCACUGAACAGAGGAUCAAUCAGGAGAGACCAGAGUCUCCUGAACCCAGCUGUGUGUCCAUGAAGAGUGACUGGUCUAUGGAUCAACCUAUUCUGUUCAAAGAUGGACACCACUCCACUGAACAGAGGAUCAAUCAGGAGAGACCAGACUCCCCUGAACCCAGCUGUGUGUCCAUGAAGAGUGACUGGUCUAUGAAUCAACCUAUUAAUUUCAAAGAUGGACACCACUCCACUGAACAGAGAGUCCACCAGCAGAGCUCAGAGCUUCCCAGUGGUCGGCCAGCCUCAGAGCAUCAAACAGACCUGGACUCCAUAUUUAAGAUGCUGGAGGAGAACGCUGCCACUUUUGUGAAGAACGAGCUAAAAAGGAUCCACAGGAUUCUGAAUCCAGACUACCCAGAAUGCUUAGGGAGGCAGGGAGAGGAUGAGAAGGUGAUGGACGAUGAGGAGGAAGAGCAGAGGAGCAGCAUCAGAGAGGCUUUUCUGCAGAUCACACUGCACCUCCUGAGGAGAAUGAAGCAGGAGGAGCUGGCUGAGCGUUUGCACAGCAUGUGCCAACGUAAACUCAAAUCUAAUCUGAAGCAGAAGUUUCAGUGUGUGUUUGAGGGGAUUGCCAAAGCAGGAAACUCAACACUUCUGAACCAGAUCUACACAGAGCUGUACAUCACAGAGGGAGAGAGUCAAAAGGUCAAUGAUGAACAUGAAGUCAGACAGAUUGAAACAGCAUCCAGGAAACCAGCAGGAGCGGAAACACUGAUAAAAUCUGAAGACAUCUUUAAACCUUUACCUGUAAAAGAUAAGCCAAUCAGAACACUGAUGACAAAGGGAGUGGCUGGCAUUGGGAAAACAGUCUUAACACAGAAGUUCACUCUGGACUGGGCUGAAGAUAAAGCCAAUAAGCACAUAGAGUUCACAUUUCCAUUCACUUUCAGAGAGCUGAAUCUGCUGAAAGAGAAAAAGUUCAGUUUUGUGGAACUUCUUCAUCACUUCUUCACUGAGACCAAAGAAGCAGGAAUCAGAAAGUUUGAGCAGUUCCAGGUUGUGUUGAUCUUUGACGGUCUGGAUGAGUGUCGACUUCCUCUGGACUUCAACAACAACCAGAUCCUGACUGAUGUUACAGAGUCCACCUCAGUGGACGUUCUGCUGACAAACCUCAUCAAGGGGAACCUGCUUCCCUCUGCUCGCCUCUGGAUAACCACACGACCCGCAGCGGCCAAUCAGAUCCCUCCUGAGUGUGUUGACAUGGUGACAGAGGUGAGAGGCUUCACUGACCCACAGAAGGAUGAAUACUUCAGGAAGAGAUUCAGAGAUGAGGAGCAGGCCCGCAGAAUCAUCUCUCACAUCAAGACGUCACGAAGCGUCCACAUCAUGUGCCACAUCCCAGUCUUCUGCUGGAUCACUGCUACAGUUCUGGAGGACAUGUUGAAAACCAGUGAGAGAGGACAGCUGCCCAAGACCCUGACUGAGAUGUACAUCCACUUCCAGCUGGUUCAGUCCAAACAAGGGAACAUCAAGUAUCAUGGGAGAGCUGAGACAGAUCCACACUGGACUCCAGAGACCAGGGAGAUGAUCCUGUCUCUGGGAAAACUGGCUUUUGAGCAGCUGGAGAAAGGCAACCUGAUCUUCUAUGAAGCAGACCUGGCAGAGUGUGGCCUUGAUAUCAGAGCAGCCUCAGUGUACUCAGGAGUGUUCACACAGAUCUUUAAAGAGGAGCGUGGGCUGUACCAGGACAGGGUUUUCUGCUUCAUCCAUCUGAGCCUUCAGGAGUUUCUGGCUGCAGUUUAUGUCUUUCUGAGCUUCACCAACACUGAUUUCAAUCUGCUGACAGAGCAAAAAUCAACCUCCAGGUGGUUUACAGUAUUCAACAAGAAAUCUAAAUUAAAACUCCUCCUCCAGAGUGCUGUGGACAAGGCCUUACAGAGUCCAAAUGGACACCUGGACUUGUUUCUCCGCUUCCUCCUGGGUCUUUCAAUGGAGACCAACCAGCGUCUCCUACGAGGCCUGCUGACACAGACAGGAAGUAGCUCACAGACCAACCAGGAAACAGUCCAGUACAUCAAGAAGAAGAUCAGAGAGAAUCCCUCUCCAGAGAGAAGCAUCAAUCUGUUCCACUGUCUGAAUGAGCUGAAUGACAAUUCUCUAGUGGAGGAGAUCCAACGGCAGAUCCAACUGAGUUCAGGAAGUCUCUCCACAGAUAAACUCUCUCCUGCUCAGUGGUCUGCUCUGGUCUUCAUGUUGCUGUCAUCAGAAGAAAAACUGGAUGUGUUUGACCUGAAGAAGUACUCUGCUUCUGAGGAGGCUCUUAUGAAACUGUUGCCAGUGGUUGAAGUCUCCAAAACAUCUCUGCUGAAUGGCUGUAAUCUGUCAGAGAGAAGCUGUGAGGCUCUGGCCUCAGUUCUCAGCUCCCAGUCCUCCAGUCUGAGAGAGCUGGACCUGAGCAACAAUGACCUGCAGGAUUCAGGAGUGAAGCGUCUCUCUGCUGGACUGGAGAGUCCAAACUGUAGACUGAAGGCUCUCAGGCUGUCAGGCUGUCUGCUCACACAGGAAGGCUGUGCUGCUCUGGCCUCAGCUCUGAGCUCCAACCCCUCCCAUCUGAGAGAGCUGGACCUGAGCUACAAUCAUCCAGGAGCCUCAGGAGAGAAGCUGCUCUCUGCUGGACUGGAGGAUCCAACCUGGAGCCUGGAGGCUCUCAGUGUGGACCAUGGUGGAGAGCAGAGGUUGAAACCAGGCCUGAGGAAGUAUUCCUGUCAAGUCAAACUGGACCCAAACACAGCAAACAGAGACCUCAAACUGUCUGAGGACAACAGGAAGGUGAGAUGGGUGGAAGAGCAGCAGCCAUAUCCUGAUCACCCAGAGAGAUUUGACUACUAUCCACAGGUGAUGUGUGGAACUGGUCUGACUGGGAGGUGUUACUGGGAGGUCGAGUGGGAGGGAUGGGUUCAUAUCGGAGUGACUUACAGAGGAAUCAGCAGAAGAGGAGACAGUGAUGACUGCUGGCUUGGAGGAAACGACAAAUCCUGGAGUCUGUUCUGCUCUGAUAGAGGUUUCACUGCCUGGCACAAAAACAGAUCAACAGACGUUCCUGUCCCCUCCUCCUCCUCCUCCUCCUCCUCCUCCUCCUCCUCCUCUAACAGAGUAGCAGUGUAUCUGGACUGGCCUGCUGGCUCUCUGUCCUUCUACAGCGUCUCCUCUGACGCUCUGAUCCACCUCCACACCUUCACCUGCACCUUCACUGAACCUCUGUACCCUGUGUUUAGGCUCUUCUCUACACUCCGUUCCUCAGUGUCUCUGUGUCUGAUGGAGUAACGAAACACUCAAACUGCUGCCCAGAGACAACUGCUGAAACACACACACACACACACACACACA
Molecule: messenger RNA, 4207 nt
Organism: Myripristis murdjan (pinecone soldierfish)
Lineage: Eukaryota; Metazoa; Chordata; Actinopteri; Holocentriformes; Holocentridae
Product: NACHT, LRR and PYD domains-containing protein 3-like
Exons: 17
Coding region: 65-4144 (1359 amino acids)
Molecular function (GO): protein binding
Source: RefSeq, a predicted model, not a curated record